Messenger RNA from Phalaenopsis equestris, 822 nucleotides. RefSeq names its product two-pore potassium channel 3. The record is from RefSeq and is a predicted model, not a curated record. Gene Ontology annotation, biological process: stabilization of membrane potential; potassium ion transmembrane transport. Gene Ontology annotation, cellular component: plant-type vacuole membrane. Gene Ontology annotation, molecular function: potassium ion leak channel activity. NCBI's taxonomy places the organism in Eukaryota, Viridiplantae, Streptophyta, Magnoliopsida, Asparagales, Orchidaceae.
CUUCCACCGCUCCCGCACUGCGCCUGCCAUGUCCAACUUCAACAACCUCACGAAAGAACAGGGCAACCGCCACCAAUCUUCGGCCGAGGGCAGCGAAUCGCCAAUCGUUCGAAAUGCGUUCAUCCUCCUCACAGUAUACCUUGUUUUUGGGGUCCUCAUGUACUCCCUUAAUAGGUCCGAUUUCGUGGCAUCGGAGACCCAUCCUGUCGUUGACGCCCUUUACUUCUGCAUCGUGACCAUGUGCACAAUUGGCUACGGCGACAUCACACCGUCCUCAACAACCUCCAAAAUCUUCUCCAUCGCAUUCGUCCUCAUUGGUUUCGGUUUCAUUGACAUCCUCCUCUCCGCGAUGGUUUCGUACGUUCUCGACGUGCAGGAGCACCAUCUUCUCGACGCAGCGAAGCAUCGUGCUCAGGGGAGUAAGUUAGAUGCACCUUCCUACGUCAUCGAUUUGAAGAAGGGGAGGAUGAGAAUCCGGCUUAAAGUUGGAUUGGCGCUUGGCGUCGUCGUGCUCUGCAUCUGCGUCGGAGGGGCGUUCCUGCGAUUCGUUGAGAAAUUGAGCUGGCUUGAUGCGUUUUACCUUUCGGUGAUGUCGGUGACCACCGUGGGGUAUGGAGAUAGGGCUUUCAAGACCAUGGAAGGACGGAUUUUUGCCUCCAUAUGGCUGCUGGUAUCUACGCUCGCGGUGGCGCGAGCGUUUCUGUAUCUGGUUGAGGCGAGGAUGGAUAAGCGGCACAGGAAGAUGGCUAAGUGGGUACUUGCGAGGAACUUGACUGUUUCAGAGUUUCUUGAGGCUGAUAUUGAUAACAAUGGCUUUGUGAG